Rhopilema esculentum is the source of this 1942-nucleotide messenger RNA. Its product is annotated as E3 ubiquitin-protein ligase TRIM23. The record is from RefSeq and is a predicted model, not a curated record. NCBI's taxonomy places the organism in Eukaryota, Metazoa, Cnidaria, Scyphozoa, Rhizostomeae, Rhizostomatidae. Gene Ontology annotation, molecular function: zinc ion binding; GTP binding; GTPase activity.
GUGCAAAUUGUUUUGAUAACUUUACCCUGCGUGGGCUCCUUAAGGGGAUUGAGUAAAGGUGGCAGCAUUUUUUCUAGAUCAAAACAAAAACAUGGAGUGACUUGUAGUUUGUGUAAAGGACACCUGAUGCAAAAAUGGCUUCGCUGCCGUCUCCUUCGGGGUUUAGCCUGAUGGUGCAUGCGAAGACAAAGAAAAAUAAUGCACUAGAAUGUGGAAUCUGUGAGGAUGUUUUCAUGCUGCAUGGAGACAAAGUACCAAGACUGUUGUCAUGUGGGCACUCAUUGUGUCAUGAAUGUCUGUCCAAACUGUCAGUAAGAGGACAAGUGUUGUUGUGCCCAUUUGACAGGGAACCAACCAAUGUUGGCGACUCUGGCAUUUGGGGCCUGAAGAAAAAUUUUGCUCUCCUGGACUUACUUGAGAGGCUUCAACUUGAACGAAAAGAGCAUGAAACAUCACAUGAUGAUGAUGAGGAAGCAAAGGAGAAGAUCCGAUGUGAUGAAAAUGAGAAACAUUUAGCUUCAAUAUAUUGUCUUGUAUGUUCAACCCAUCUUUGUGAAGAAUGCUCAAAAAACACACACUCAACAAAAACACUGUCAAAGCAUAAAAGAGUUCCACUAUGUGAGAAGCCUAAAGGAAAUCCACCAUGUCCAUUUCAUCCAAGUCAUGUUCUGGAAUUCACAUGCUUAGAAGAAGGCUGCAGAGAAACUCCUCUUAUGUGUUACAUUUGCAAAGAUUAUGGAAGACAUCAAGGACAUAAACAUUCAUUAUUAGAAACUGAAGCAGAAAGAGUGAGAUCUUCUGUUCAAAGUGCUAUUAAACAUGUCAAAAAAUUUUAUAAUGAGGUAUCUGACUACACAAGAAGGCUUGUGAAGGUUAUUAAUGAAAUCGAAGGGAGUGUAAUUGUGAGGGAAGAUGAAUCAGGUAUGUUUGUAUCUGAUACUGUUCUUGGAAGUGCAGAAGAUGCAAGAAUUAGAGUGAGGGCCUACUUUGAUGACUUAAGGGAUACAAUCAAUAAGCAAGAAGAGGCUGGCCUGUCAGUAGUGAAUAAUUAUGUUCGUGAAAAGUUAUGCUCACUUAGGCAGCAGCAAGAAGAUAUUGCAGUUUUCAUGUCUCAGAUGUCAGCAGUUUGUGCAGACUGCGAAACUUCAGUUCAAAAGAAUGAUGCUGAGGUGAUUCAAGCUCGAACUGGUGUGCUUAAUUUGUUGGGCACUGUGCAGGAGCAACAGCGACAGUUUGUUGAUUUGGCUGAGCUAUGCAAUGAAGGAUCAAGCAUACCAGUUGCAUUUACAAAAGAUAAUAGGGUGCACAUAGGCCCAAAAAUGGAGAUGCGGGUUGUCGCUUUGGGACUGGACAAUGCUGGAAAGACAUCCAUACUAUUUAAAUUAAAGCAAGACGAAUUUGUCUCCACCAUAACCACCAUCGGAUUCAAUGUUGAAGUUAUUGAGCACAAGAGUAUGAAAUUCACUAUAUGGGAUGUUGGUGGGCUUCAGAAAUUACGACCAUUGUGGAGACAUUAUUACCUGAAUACGCAAGCUGUCAUAUUUGUCGUGGACAGUGCUAACAGAGAAAGAAUAAACGAAGCUCACGAAGAACUUGCAAAGCUGAUGGCGGAAAAGAGGCUGAAAGAUGCCUUGAUUCUCGUGUUUGCGAAUAAACAGGACGUUGCCACUUCGCUUGGUGUUGAGGAACUUUCUGAAAGACUUGGUUUGCAUAAACUAUGUUGUGGAAGAAGCUGGAACAUUUUAGGCUCCGAUGCUCACAGCGGAAAAGGCUUACAAGAAGGACUUGACUGGAUGGCGCGGCAACUGAUGUCCGAAUUUGCUUCGUAAUUCAUAACAAUUAUUUAAAUUUAUUUAAUAUUUUGUAGACAUAUAGUAAAUUUAAACCAGUACAAGGGCAGUUUUUAACAGCCAGAAUGCAGAAACAAAACUUUAGUACAGAA